Messenger RNA from Octodon degus (degu), 963 nucleotides. RefSeq names its product olfactory receptor 10R2-like. The record is from RefSeq and is a predicted model, not a curated record. Gene Ontology annotation, molecular function: G protein-coupled receptor activity; olfactory receptor activity. Gene Ontology annotation, cellular component: membrane. Lineage: Eukaryota; Metazoa; Chordata; Mammalia; Rodentia; Octodontidae. Gene Ontology annotation, biological process: G protein-coupled receptor signaling pathway.
AUGACCAUCUUUUUGAGGAGUGAAGUGGUGUUGGCAGAAAACAUCACUACAGUCACUGAGUUCUUGUUGCUGGGUUUUUCAAGCCUUGGUGAGAUUCAGCUUGCUCUCUUUGUGGUUUUUCUCUUCCUGUAUUUAGUCAUCCUUAGCGGCAAUUCCAUUAUUAUCAGUGUCAUACAUCUAGAUCAAAGGCUGCACACACCAAUGUACUUUUUCCUUGGCAUUCUCUCAACAUCCGAGACAUUCUAUACCUUCGUCAUCCUACCCAAGAUGCUCAUCAACCUACUUUCAGUGGCCAGAACAAUCUCCUUUACCUGUUGUGCUACUCAGAUGUUCUUCUUCCUUGGAUUUGCUAUUACCAACUGUCUGCUCCUAGGUGUGAUGGGCUAUGACCGCUAUGCUGCCAUCUGUCACCCUCUGCAUUACCCCAUUCUUAUGAGUGGGCGGGUAUGCGGGAAACUGGCAACUUCCUGUGUGAUUGGAGGCUUCUUGGCUUCACUGAUAGUUGUAAAUUUAGUUUUCAGUCUCCCUUUCUGUAGUGCUAACAGUGUCAACCACUACUUUUGUGACAUCUCACCAGUCAUUCGUCUGGCAUGUGUGAAUACAGAUGCUCAUGAGUUUGUCAUAUUCAUCUGUGGGGUUCUUGUACUUGUGGUUCCCUUUUUCUUUAUCUGUGUGUCUUAUCUCUGCAUUCUGAGGACGAUCCUGAAGACAUCAGCAGAGGGCAAACGGAAAGCCUUUUCCACCUGUGCUUCUCACCUCACUGUUGUUGUUCAUUAUGGCUGUGCUUCCUUCAUCUACCUGAGGCCUACAGCAAGCUAUGUGUCCAACAAAGACAGGCUCGUGACAGUGACAUAUACUAUUGUUACUCCCUUACUAAAUCCCAUGGUGUAUAGCCUCAGAAACAGGGAUGUCCAACUUGCUAUCAAAAAAGUCUUGGGCAAGAAAGGAUCUCUAAAAUCAUAG